UCCAUUGUGAAAUCAUUAAUGACAUGGCCUUCUCUUGGAUUUUCCUGGUUGUAGCUCUACUCCAUUUUCUCUUUAUAGAGACUCGUGCCAAAGUUAUUGCAGGAGUCGUCAGCUCAGGACAAGCAUGGAGCGAAAAUGGAACCUUCAUUACUAAAUUUUGCUUCCAUGACAGGAGAGCAUUAUUUGAAUACGAGACAAAUAUUUCUUCCAAUGGUCGUUGGUAUUUCUAUUUGGAUGAUCAUUGGUCUGAUUCUCUAGCUGAAACAGAUUGUCGUAACAAGAUUGCUAAAGCUCGUUUUUCUGUUGGCAUAUCAGCUACAAGAGGGCAGCAGUUAGUCAAUCAGUGGCUCAGACCUCAUUUCUGGUAUGUGGUAUAUGCUGAUCCUAACACGUGUGAUGAAUCCCCACCCACUGAGGACCUGUUUAUUGGCUAUACAUUGACUUUCCUCAAUCCUGACUCAGAAGGGAAUGCUAAUGACCAUUUUGGUGAAGAUGAAAAAGGGCUACUAACGAUGUACACAUUAUUAAUUUUAUUUUAUAUUGGAGGGAUUGCGUAUUUUGCUAGACGUGUGUGGCAAUCAAUCCAGAAAGGUGGCCCAAUGCAUGAAGUUCUACAAGUGUUAUCUGUUGCUAUAGCAGUCCACUUCUUGUCAGCUUUCUUUAUGUUCAUCAACUUAUGGAUAUUUAAGAAUGACGGUGAAGGAAGUUCAGCUUGUGAAACGUUAUCCGAAAUACUAGAUGUGGUAUCGCAGAUGAUAAUGAUUUGCAUGUUACUCUCUAUGUCAAUGGGAUGGACACUAGGCCAAGUCAUACCACAUCCUGUUAACAACAAAGGGCAGCUUGGAAUUAUUGCUCUAGUCGGAGGUGCUGAAGUCAUACUGGUUUUAUGGGAGCAAUCUUAUGAGGAGAGUCACUACACGUAUCACGUCCAUGAGAAUCUUCCUGGGUUUCUGCUGGUUUGUCUCAGGAUCAUACUAGCCGUCCUUUUUGGAUACAACCUUCAAUCUACCCUCUCUAAAGAGAGGAGUACACUACGGAAAGAUUUCUAUCAAGCAUUCGCUAUUAUUUGUUAUCUUUGGUUCUUAUCGUUUCCUAUGCUGAUGUUAAUUGCAAUGGUACUGCCAGAAUACUGGAGACACAGAGUAGUGACCAUUGGAACUAUCGCCAUACAACUGGUGGCUUUAAUGAUGCUAAGCAAACAGUUCCUUUCUCGUAGCUUGUACUGGGAAGUAUCAACAUUAUCAUCGACCACUCUUCCGUUUAAGAGAGACAGAGGAGGCUUCAGAGACUAACACAGCACACAAUCUUUGUAAUAAUAA
Amphimedon queenslandica is the source of this 1319-nucleotide messenger RNA. RefSeq names its product integral membrane protein GPR180-like. The record is from RefSeq and is a predicted model, not a curated record. Lineage: Eukaryota; Metazoa; Porifera; Demospongiae; Haplosclerida; Niphatidae. Gene Ontology annotation, biological process: G protein-coupled receptor signaling pathway; response to pheromone. Bases 24 to 1292 code for a protein of 422 amino acids. The transcript has 10 exons.